Molecule: messenger RNA, 1609 nt
Organism: Oncorhynchus mykiss (rainbow trout)
Lineage: Eukaryota; Metazoa; Chordata; Actinopteri; Salmoniformes; Salmonidae
Gene: crf-bp
Product: corticotropin releasing factor binding protein precursor
Biological process (GO): negative regulation of corticotropin secretion; hormone-mediated signaling pathway; negative regulation of corticotropin-releasing hormone receptor activity
Molecular function (GO): corticotropin-releasing hormone binding
Source: RefSeq, marked provisional
AGACUUUCCCCUGUUCUGUUCUUGAGGUGCGAUAGAGACUCCAUACAAAGAUACUGAGCAAUAUGGAGGGGACUUUCCGAGAGCAGCUUUUCUUCCUUGUGUUAUGUCUGUCAUUUCUGAAAGGAGACACCAGAUACAUCGAGGAAAAUGACAUUACACCAGAGGGAUUAUUUGCACUUCUUAAUUCAGAGCUCAAAAGAGAAAUACCCGAGACAUUAAUUUACAGGCGACCCCUCCGUUGUCUGGACAUGGUGGCAGUAGAGGGUCAGUUCACCUUCACAGCAGACCGGCCUCAGCUCAGCUGUGCUUCUUUCUUCAUCGCUGAACCCGACCAGGUCAUCAGUGUGGAGUAUGACAGCGUUGACAUCGACUGCAGGGGAGGAGACUUCAUCAAGGUGUUUGAUGGCUGGGUGAUGAAGGGAGAGAAGUUCCCUAGUUCCCAGGACCACGCCCUGCCGUUGAUGGAACGCUAUGUGGACUACUGCGACUCUGGGACGGUCAGGAGAACCGUGCGGUCGUCUCAGAACGUUGCCAUGCUGUUCUUCCGCAUUCACACUGCCGGGAGCUCCUUCACGCUGACAGUCAGGAAACCCAUCAACCCUUUCCCCUGUAAUAUCAUCUCCCAGACACCAGAGGGCAGCUUCACCAUGGUGAUACCCCAGCAGCACAGGAACUGCAGCUUCUCCAUCAUCUACCCUGUAGAGAUCAAGAUUGCUGAGCUCAGCCUGGGACACCUCAACGACUUCCCCAUCAAGAGGUCCAUCCCAGGAUGUGCGGGAGCAGGGGACUUUGUGGAGCUGCUGGGAGGGAACGGGAUGGACCCGUCUAAAAUGUUCCCUGUAGCUGACCUGUGCUACAAAUUUAACGGUCCCGCCCAGAUGAAGAUAGGUUGCGAUAACACGGUGGUGAGGAUGGUGUCCAGCGGGAGGUUUGUCAACCGGGUGGCGUUCCAGUACCGUCUGCUGGACCGGCAGGAGCUGCAGAGGAUCAAGGUGAACAGUGUGGAGGAUUUCUGCUUCACUGGCUGAGCUCUCUGUCUCUUUAUCCAUCUCCCCCCAACACGUUGUCUAUCUACCACCUAGCUAAUGGGGACCACGCAUCACCGGCUGCCAAAUCUACUAUGAGACUGAUUACAGAAAAAAGCCUGAAGGUUGCCAUAAAAUUCUGUUCUGUACUACAUUUUGAAUUUAAAGAGAUUUAUUAAUUUUGUACCUCAUUCAUUUUUUAUUUUUUUUUGCUCACUUUCUGUUCAAUGAAUUGUGGCUGGCGCUCAAGCUUAAUAAAGUGUUAUUUUGUGUUUGUGGGCAUUUCUAAUAUUGGUUUUUAUUCUGUUGAACUUGUGUGAUUAUAUGCAGUACAUGACUGUACAAACGGGCCAGUGAGGGUGUUAAGCGGGGCGUUUUUAGUUCACAUUCUCUACAAGAAAGGGUUCUGACAAACGGAAUGUUUCUAUCUAUUUAUUUUGCGAGACGAUGUGUGUGGUUACAGGAGUGUGGAUGGGAGGCGAGUGUUCAAUGGAGGAUGUCAAAUACAUGUUCUUUGCUGUUAUCUAUAUUUAUUUGUAUCAAACAAUUUUUUUUGUAAUAAAACUGAAUCGCAUGAGAAAGCA